AUGGAGCUCCCUUACUUCUGCCAAUAUGUUUGGAACCAAAUUGCAUAUCAGGAAAGAAAGCUAUAUUGUAUAUUGUUCUAUGCAUCACUUUGUUGUUUUGCAUUGGGUGGUGGUGCGGUUAAGGGAGCAUUGCCAACAUUGGGUGCUGAUCAAUUUGAUCAGAAGGAUCCAAAGGAGGCUAAAGCUCUUCGAAGAUAUUUUAAUUUGCUCAUGUUUAAUUCAGUGAUUGGUGGAGCAUUUGGGAUGACAUUUGUUGUCUAUGUUAGUACAGUUAAAAAUUGGUGGAAAGGUUUUCUCAUAAGUUUGGUUUCUGUCACACUUGGUUUUAUUUUCUUUGCCUUUGGAAAGCCUUUUUUUCGACUUCAACAACCUGCUGGCAGUCCACUUACUAGAAUUUUCCAGGUUAUCGUUGUGGCAACAAAUAAUGGAAAGCAGCAAUUACUAGAAAACAGUGAGGAGCUGUAUGAGAUUAGUGAGAAAGAAUGUGACUCAUCACAGCCAAAACUUGCACAUACUAAACAAUUCAGGUGUUUAGACAAAGCUGCAAUCCAUCCUAAAACAGGUGAGCCUACACCAUGGACAGUUUGCACUGUGACACAAGUUGAAGAAGUUAAAGUUCCAUGGGAAAAAAGUAGAUUCUUUUUUCUGCUCAAUUUUGGAGACGGACGGUUCAGUCCAAUUCCUCAUAGAUUUAGUCCUACGAACAAAAAGCUUAAACUUAAUGUUAAUUUGGUUGGUUUGUUGAAUCUAGAAAUAUCUCUUGCACUUUGA
Messenger RNA from Solanum tuberosum (potato), 771 nucleotides. RefSeq names its product protein NRT1/ PTR FAMILY 8.1-like. The transcript has 6 exons. Bases 1 to 771 code for a protein of 256 amino acids. Gene Ontology annotation, molecular function: transmembrane transporter activity. NCBI's taxonomy places the organism in Eukaryota, Viridiplantae, Streptophyta, Magnoliopsida, Solanales, Solanaceae. Gene Ontology annotation, cellular component: membrane. The record is from RefSeq and is a predicted model, not a curated record. Gene Ontology annotation, biological process: transmembrane transport.